Hemiscyllium ocellatum (epaulette shark) is the source of this 1528-nucleotide messenger RNA. Its product is annotated as gastrula zinc finger protein XlCGF7.1-like. Lineage: Eukaryota; Metazoa; Chordata; Chondrichthyes; Orectolobiformes; Hemiscylliidae. The record is from RefSeq and is a predicted model, not a curated record. Gene Ontology annotation, molecular function: DNA-binding transcription factor activity, RNA polymerase II-specific; RNA polymerase II cis-regulatory region sequence-specific DNA binding. The coding region runs from base 267 to 1151 and encodes 294 amino acids. Gene Ontology annotation, biological process: regulation of transcription by RNA polymerase II. The transcript has 2 exons.
GCUCUUUCAGAGUAAAACCCUUUCGCUGGGCAACUCUUCAAUCUAAGCGGGAGACACUCUGUUCACUGGUAGCAACUGGAGUGAAUCCAGGGAGGGAGCAGACUCUGGAAACUCAGCGUUUGAAGAUCUGAAGACAGAAAUUUCAAAACCAACCUACUGUUGCAGUGCACUGAGUGUGGAGCGUGUAACAGCUAUAUUGCCUGUUAAGAGGAAAUCACGGUGCGAAGGGGCUCUAAACGCGUUUGUGUGCGGCUGAAGCUUUGGCCAUGGAGAAACCUGAGGAAUCCCGCCCUGUGGAGAAACCAUGGAAGUGUGGUGACUGCGGGAAAGGCUUCCGUGUCCCAUCUGCCCUGGAGACUCAUCGGCGCAGUCACACCAGAGAAAGGCCCUUCAGCUGCCCUGAGUGUGGAAAUGGUUUUACCCAGGCCUCAGCCCUGCGGACUCACCAGCGGGUCCACACAGGGGAGAGGUCGUUCCCGUGUCCCGAGUGCGGGAAGGCCUUCAGCAAUUCCUUCAACCUCCAGACCCACAGGCGACUCCACACUGGUGAGAGGCCGUUUUCUUGCUCCGAGUGCAAGAAGGCAUUCAGACAUUCCUCUUACCUGCUGACCCACUGGCGGGUCCACACGGGGGAGAGGCCCUACAGCUGCCCCGAGUGUGGGAAGGCCUUCAGCAAUUCCUCCCACCUGCUGACUCACCAGCGGGUCCACACAGGGGAGAGGCCAUUCACCUGCCCCAAGUGCGGGAAGGGGUUUAGUCAGGUGAGCAACUUGUGGAAGCACCAGCGUCUCCACACUGGGGAGAAGCCCUUCAGCUGCCCCGAGUGCAGGAAGGCCUUCAGCAAUUCCACCACUCUGCUGACCCACCGGCGGAUCCAUACGGGGGAGAGGCCAUUCCCCUGCACCGAGUGCGGGAAGGCCUUCAGCAAUUCCUCCAUCCUGCUGAGACACCAGAGGGUUCACACAGGGGAGUGGCCCUUCAGCUGUCCUGAGUGCAGGAAGGGGUUCAGUGAUUCCUCCAAUCUUCAGACCCACCAGCGGAUCCACACUGGGGAGAAGCCUUUCAGCUGCACAGUGUGUGGGAAGGCCUUCAUCUGCUCCUCCCACCUGCGGAGGCACCAACGAGUUCACGUGCCAUCGCAGGGUGAUUGAAGGAGCAACAACCGAGUGCCAUGAGGGACUGGACUAUCAACCCAGUUCCGGGGACUCCUGAGUUUGAAUCCAGCCCAUGGCAGAUCACGGAAUUGGAAUUCGGUCCGAAAUCUGGAGUUCAGAAUCUGAUAGUGAAACCGUUUUUGGGGUGGGGGGCCCAUCUGAUUCUCACAUGCUCUUUUUAGGGAAGGAAACUGCCAUUGUGGGAAAGGAUUCAUUCAGUCAUCCAGCUGCAUCCUUUACCUGGUCCAGCGUACACGUGACUCCAGACACACACAGCUGUGUGGUUAACACUAUACUGCUCAGGUAAAACAAUGACUGCAGAUGCUGGAAAUCAGAUUCUGGAUUAGUGGUGCUGGAAGAGCACAGUAGUUCAG